This is a messenger RNA of Striga asiatica, 783 nucleotides long. The record is from the annotation of a GenBank genome assembly. Lineage: Eukaryota; Viridiplantae; Streptophyta; Magnoliopsida; Lamiales; Orobanchaceae.
AUGGAAGAUGUCAUAACCGAGGUCCCACCACCAUCGAGGCUAUUGCCAGAAGACCUCAACAAUUUCACACCUCCACCAUCUCCCCUCCCGUCUCCCUUCCUCGUUUUCCCACCCCUAAAUUCCCAAAAUACCCAUCUCCGCCCCUCGCUCCUUAUAAUCGCCAUGUCAUCCCCUUCCCUCCACUUCCUCCGCCACCUCACCCCGAAAUCGCUUGUCUGCUCUCUAAUCCUCCCCGAGACCCCUCUCGCCGGAAUCUCCGCCGGACCCGACUCGUUUUCCGACAAAUCGUGCAACGUUUACGCUCUCGGCUCAGUCUUCAUCGUCCUCGUCCAGUGCCACGUCAUCCCUGAGCGGGCCCACGCGGUAGCCCGCGCUCUACUCCGUGAAAAAAUCGUGCCCGAGAGGGUUUUGAUUCUCGAUUCCGUUCAGAGCCGUAAUUUUCGGGGCAGGCUGUCGAGAGACGAGGCCGUGGCUUUCAAGCUGGAGACUUCGGUUAUGAAGAAAAGCUCGUUUUUUGUUAAAGGAUUGGGUUACUACCCGUCGGGAAGCGUUGUUGAUGGGCUUGGGGCUGCUUUGUUGGGCUUGUGUGAGGUGAUGAGGAUUGAGGGGACGCUGGUGAUGACGUGGCCUGAUUUGGGUGGGCCUGUGAUGGGCCUGGUGAAGGAUUUGCUGGUGAGGGAUGUGUUGAGUGGGGUUGAGUACAGUGUGGAUGGGGAUUAUGAGGAGGAGUAUUUGAAGCUGAGCCGGAGGAAGGAUCGUGUGGAUAGUGACUUGUACACGUGA